Exophiala xenobiotica is the source of this 1308-nucleotide messenger RNA. RefSeq lists its product as uncharacterized. Gene Ontology annotation, biological process: secondary metabolite biosynthetic process. The record is from RefSeq and is a predicted model, not a curated record. The coding region runs from base 1 to 1308 and encodes 435 amino acids. NCBI's taxonomy places the organism in Eukaryota, Fungi, Ascomycota, Eurotiomycetes, Chaetothyriales, Herpotrichiellaceae. The transcript has 6 exons. Gene Ontology annotation, molecular function: FAD binding; monooxygenase activity.
AUGAUCAUGUCAGCGGCAGAACCAUUUGCAAAAUCGAAAACCGGCAUCAGGGUAAUAAUUGUCGGAGCAGGCUUCGGAGGACUCACAGCAGCCAUAGAAUGCCACCGACAAGGCCACCAGGUUGAAAUAUAUGAAUCUUUCCCAGAACUCAAGCCGUUGGGCGACAUCAUUUCCUUCGGGUCCAAUGCUGGCAGAAUAUUCCGGCGCUGGGGUGUCGACGGUUCCAUAUCAAAGAAGAUGAGAGAGCUGAGUAUCGACCUGACAAAUUAUGGGUUCAACAUUCACAAAUAUACCGGAGAACUCAUCAUCAAUCAAGCGACACCGCCACAAAAUCCCGACGCUCCCGUUUUCAAUGGCCAUCGUGGAGAGUUGCACGAAGUUAUUUUCAAUUAUGCCAAGGACGAUCUCAAGAUUCCCAUCCACCUUGGCCAAAGGGUAGAGAAGUACAUGGAGGAAGCAGAUAGGGCCGGGAUCGAGCUGUCAACUGGCGAACAGGUAUGGGGCGACCUAGUCAUUGGAUCUGAUGGUGUGAGGUCAAAAGCCCGCGAAUUAGUGCUGGGAUAUUUCGACAAGCCGAAAAGCAGCGGAUACGCGGUCUUUCGUGCUUGGUUCCCCAACACAGAUAUGAUCAAAGAUCCUCGGACGAAACAUUUUUGUGAAAAUGGCGACACGUUCAACGGGUGGAUCGGUCAGGACGUGCAUUUCCUUUUCUCAACCAUCAAGAACGGAAGUGACUGCUGCUGGGUCCUUACUCACAGGGACGAAGCAGAUAUUGACGAGUCGUGGUCGUUCCCCGGCAAGCUUGAAGACGUAUACAAGGUUUUUGAGGGCUGGGAUCCCAUGUGCAAGGCCAUUGUUGAGAAGACGCCUGAAAGCCAUCUCGUUGACUGGAAGCUGGUAUACCGAGACCCCCUGCCGACUUGGAUCAGCAAAGGCGGUCGUAUCGCUUUACUCGGUGACUCGGCUCAUCCAUUCUUGCCGACUUCCGCACAAGGUGCCACCCAAGCAAUGGAGGACGGCGUGACAAUCGCGAUUUGCCUCAGACGUGCAGGGAAGACGGAUGUUCCUGAUGCCGUCCGGACGUACCAGAGGAUUAGAUACGAUCGCGUCAGAGCGGUCCAGAAGACCGGAGAGACCACACGAGAUAUGUGGCACAAAGCAGACUGGGACAAGGUCAAAGAAAACCCGGAAUCGGUUCAGUUCCCGCGUGAAGACUGGAUUCACUUCUUCGACGCGGACAAGCAUACCGAGGAAGUGUUCGAUGAGAACUUUGCUCAGAUACAGGCUGCGGUAAACGGGACACACUGA